AAAAGAGAAAAAUAAACUCAAAUAAAUCUGAGCAUAAAGAAUGCCAGAGCGCGUGCACAUGUGCGCAGCAGGAUGAGAUGUUAAUGUGGUGAGGCGGGCAGAGCGGAGCUGAUUGGAGCCCUAAUCCUUUUCCCCCCCGGGGCCGUUUUCAGAGCCCCGAGCCAGAAUUCCUGUUCAGCUCUCCUCCACUGUUAUUCGGGAAGGAUCUCUGGCUUCAGUGCACUCUCUUCCUGUGUCACACUCCAACAACAACAAAAAAAAACGGAACCGUGAAGCAAAAAAGAGAGAGAGAAAGAGAAAGAGAGAGAGGGGGAAAGAACCGAGGGCCAAGACACGAUCGAUCUGAUGUUUUAAAGAGAGCGACGCCGACUGAGCCAUGACUUCCAAGGAGGGAAGAAGCAUGUCUCGCCUGUCUCUGACCCGCUCUCCAGUGUCUCCUCUGGCUGCACAGGGCAUCCCUCUUCCUGCUCAGCUGACUAAAGCCAACGCCCCCGUCCACAUCGAUGUAGGAGGACACAUGUACACCAGCAGCUUGGCUACACUCACAAAGUAUCCAGACUCAAGAAUCAGUCGGCUGUUUAACGGCACGGAGCCCAUCGUGUUGGACAGUCUGAAACAGCACUACUUUAUUGACCGGGAUGGAGAGAUUUUCCGUUACAUUCUCAGCUACCUUCGCACCAGCAAACUGCUCCUUCCUGAAGACUUCAAGGAGUUCCAGCUGCUGUACGAGGAGGCGCGUUAUUACCAGCUGAGCCCCAUGGUGAAGGAGCUGGAGCGCUGGAAGCAGGAGCGAGAGCAGCGGCGUAAGGGUCAGCCCUGCGAAUGCUUGGUGGUGCGCGUGACCCCUGACCUCGGCGAGAGGAUCGCUCUGAGUGGAGACAAAGCUCUCAUCGAGGAGAUCUUCCCCGAGACGGGCGACGUCAUGUGCAACUCCGUCAACGCUGGCUGGAACCAGGACCCCACUCACGUUAUUCGCUUUCCCCUGAACGGAUACUGCAGACUCAAUUCUGUACAGGUGCUGGAGAGAUUGUUCCAGAAAGGCUUCACCAUGGUGGCGUCGUGUGGCGGAGGAGUGGACUCGUCCCAAUUCAGCGAGUACAUCCUGAGUCGGGAGGACAGACGCUGUCAGACCAUCCACACGCCCAUCCGGAUAAAACAAGAGCCGCUGGACUAGAACAAACUCCUCCGUCAGACCUGCAGAAGAUCAGCUGUGGACUAUGAGAUGGAGCUGGGUGUGUUGUUCUUCUCCGCUGGCUCAGUGGACUAUUUAGGAGCCCAUCGUGAUGGAACUCGAUAUAAACAAACAAGAGACAUCUGACUGAACACUAAGAACUCAAACCUCAGUAGAGGGACGUGUUUAAAAGGUCAAGGUUGCGUUCUGUAUAAUUUGGUCUUCCGUUCCCAUUAAGACUGUUGGUAUAGUAUUCAGUCAUGACCUUGUGUUCAAAACAGAAUUCUUUUUACACGUUCCAGUUCCCCCCCCCCCACCAUCUCCAGUGUGGACCAUCUCAUGCUCCAAUCUUCUGUAAAUCAGAUCCUUGCAUGUUUUGCUGAGAGCAGAGGUGUUUUUUAUGUUGAUUAUGGAGUGGAAAAGGGCUGGCUGGCUGGCAUCACGGGCAAAGCCAUAUACCCAUUUCUUCUUCCCUGAGAAUCCUCCGAUGCUGCAAUAGCGACGCCCCCCACAGCGACACCUUCUAAUCUCCUGCUGCUUAGCGAUCUUGACCAUGACAGGAAUGAUGGUUGAAUGCUUCAACGGAAGUGUGUGUCAGCAAACUUCACUUGAUUUGGUCCAAUCAAAUUUAACGGACUUUCAUAUUUGUAACAUGCUUCAUAGUACAUCAUAUUUAAUGGUUUAAUAUUAAAAACAUCGAUGAUUAGGGUGCUCAAGCUCUCGAAUAUUAAGAGAUCAUCAAACCUCGUGGUCUAAGAGUUUUAAUGAAGCUUGGUUUCCGUGUCGGAGGGACGGAGUUACUCUCAGCCCCGUCAAUCAGAGCCAUACUAACCACUUUGUAUGCAGAAGAGGGCAGUUAGUGAUCUCCUCCGAGUGUGUUCAGCCACUCGGCCAUCACGAAAAGACGCGCUGGCUUCAUGGAUGCCGGACGAAGCACAUAUCUACGAGGGUGUAGGAAUUGACACUGGUUUCAAAUUAGGUUUUAAUGAAACGUAGAGAAAUCUGCAUAAAAAGCCGAAACUUUUCCAUGUAUGCGAGUAUUUUGUAGUAGCAAAACUCUUCGAACACAGGAUUAUUAAUGAUUAAGUCAGAUGUGUCGAAUUUAGCUUCUUUCUACGCCCCAGAACACAAUGAGAAUGACAGGAGUUCGAUUCGAUCAGGUGGCUCCGAAUCAUUCAGCUUUAAUUCCCUCUCUCAGCUUCGUGUAAUGAAACGUACAUGAACCACAUGCUCAUGCUGCAUGGCAAGACAACAGCCGAAGAUCCUCUGGAGACGCACUUGCCUCCACAUCCUCCUGAUGAAGGCAGCUUUAGGUGGAUUACUCCGUUCACUAAACAAAUGCGUGUCUGUGAUGCCGUGUUUACCGAGAGACUGUCAGGAUUUCUAGUUCUACCGCAGCAGCAGCAGCAGGGAUUAGUGUGCAGCUCAAGGCUUCUUCAGGGCUCCGGGAGAAAAACCACGGGUCAGAGAGAAGCCAACCUCCUCCUCCGAACACCCCCCCAGGAGCCGAGGUCACUUUCCCACAAUCCAUUUAGUCAGCCAAACCUCCCCAGGCUAAAAAAGGCCCAGUCACGAUGUGGGGGUGAAUAAACACGAAAGGUUACUUAUGUGGCAGGAAAACACCGGAUGAUGCUUAAUGUGUUGUUAAAGUACACAUUUAAUAGGCAGAGUGUUUUUCAGGACGUUCUCCACACAAGCGGAUGGCAGGGGCGAAGGUCACCGAAAUGCCAACACACACUACAUGAUCACACGCUGAGUGUUAGAGCAGAAAGACAGAAUGAACUGCCGAGACCGGGGAGCUCGUUAUGCUUUGUUAUUCUUCAAAAUUGUUCCAUCUCUGCGAUCGUGUGGGAUGUUUUGGCGGCUUGAUGAAGCCCUUUAGCAAACACACGAAAUAAAUCUUUACUCCAGACGUACAGUUCUCAACCACAGCCUCAGAAGCGGAUCUCGGAGCUCACCCUCGGACUUCCAAUCGCGCGGAAACAAAAUUCUAUUUAAACGCUGUUCUAAUCGAUGUUGUGUCAAAAUGUAUAAUUACAGUAAGGUGCAAAUUUAUGUACAUUAUUUAAAUAAAAUCAGCUUUUUGUUAAUGGUUAAA
Hemibagrus wyckioides is the source of this 3269-nucleotide messenger RNA. It is a transcript of the gene kctd15a, whose product is annotated as potassium channel tetramerization domain containing 15a. The transcript is spliced from 5 exons. The record is from RefSeq and is a predicted model, not a curated record. Lineage: Eukaryota; Metazoa; Chordata; Actinopteri; Siluriformes; Bagridae. Gene Ontology annotation, molecular function: protein binding. Gene Ontology annotation, biological process: protein homooligomerization. Bases 377 to 1174 code for a protein of 265 amino acids.